This is a messenger RNA of Corticium candelabrum, 3071 nucleotides long. RefSeq lists its product as uncharacterized. Gene Ontology annotation, cellular component: membrane. Lineage: Eukaryota; Metazoa; Porifera; Homoscleromorpha; Homosclerophorida; Plakinidae. The transcript is spliced from 7 exons. Gene Ontology annotation, molecular function: oxidoreductase activity. The record is from RefSeq and is a predicted model, not a curated record. The coding region runs from base 1 to 2856 and encodes 951 amino acids.
AUGGGUGCGAGUAGAAGGCUCUCGCUUCUGUUGGCAGCUUGUGUUCUCGUUGCUGUACAUAUGCAACUUAUGGUCACCGCCGCUUCUGUUAGCUAUAAUGCUAAAACGUUGAAUCAAAACUUUUUCUCGAUAUUUUCUGGAACGCAGAGUGGAGCUGCUGCCCCUGCCGUGCUUCCAGGCUUUAGAGGCAGGCCUGUCCUAGGAGGAGCUCGUUCAACUCCGGAUCCCAACAAGAUUGAUCUCCUAUUUGUCAUGGACAACUCCGGUAGCAUCGGCAGUGCCAACUUCGUUAAGCAAAAAAACUUUGUCAGUCUGAUGAUAGACCACGUCUUAACGGUCACAUGCACCAAGUCGAUCCGAAUCGCAAUCAUCAGCUUUGCUGCGUCGUCCCAGAUUACGGUCGAGUUCGACUUCAACGACUACUUGGGAUCGGCGACUCCUCGCGUUGAUCUGAAGAAUGCAGUCAAUGGUAUUGUCUACGUGCACGGGUGGGCUACUAAUACUGCUGGUGCUUUAGACGAAGCACAUUCUCUAUACAAUGACGCCUCCAGAGGAGCGAGAUCGGAUGCGACCAGAGUUGUUUUCGUGCUCACCGACGGAAAAUCGAAUCAAGGUGGAGCUCCCGGCCCAAAAGCGGACGUUCUACGAAACACAGACGGUGCUAAGGUUUUUGCGAUGGGCGUGGCUAAUUUUGGUUCCACGAACAGUCAGAACGAGCUGAAUGCCAUCGCUUCAGAUCCUGACGUCGAUCACAAGUUUGUAGUAGAUGAUUUUGACGACAUGGACGACAUCGCUGCUCAAUUUGGCGCAAAACCGAGAUGUAAUGUGAUUGACUUAGCGACUCAUCGACCGGAAGAUUGGAAUUCUAUUGUGGCCGCAUUCAAAACCAUUAAGCAAAAUGGUGUCAUCAACGACCUUGCAGCACUCCACAAUCAAGUUUUUACCAUACCAACCUCGGCCCACAGUGGUGCAGGUUUCCUCCCUUGGCAUCGUUCUUUCCUCAGUAUGUUGGAGCACGCUUUACAAAUCGCUCAAAACGACGUCUCACUUCGUCUCCCAUACUGGGAUUGGUCAGGGGAACAUGUUGCAACGUCGGCCAUUUGGGCUCACUUGGGCAGCGGUUCUCUCAACAACGGAGCCGGCCCCAACGAUUGUGUCAAUAGCGGACACUUUAGUCAAGCGUUGUGGCAUCCCGAUCCAUCCGAAUGUAUCGUACGGAAUGUCUUCAAUCCCGUGCCCGGAACGCAACAGGCAUCACAAGCACAAUUGAACAAUGACCGCACGAGCAAUCCAAUCUACGAUAACUUCCGUCAGCAGACAGAAUCUGGUGGAGUCCGACACAACACUUUGCACAAUCGAUUUGGAUUCCCUUCCGACAUGGCUUCGGGUGAAUCACCACGUGAUCCUCUCUUCUAUUUGCAUCACUGUUUUAUCGACAAACUGUGGUACGACUGGCAAGAAGUGUACGGGGAUGAUGAAAGUAACUAUCCAGCUGACGGCACUCCUGGUGUUGUCUACACACUUAAUAGUGUGAUGAGUUUCUUGACUGCUGCUUAUCCUUUGGGACCCGACCUGUUAAAGGAUUUGGCAUGGAGACAACCAAAAAAUGUUCUCAAGGUUGGAGACUUGGGUUACACGUAUGACCAAUCUAGUGGGCCGACGUUUGGACGCAAGAAGAGAAGCGCUAAUGCAACAUAUGACGUUCCAGCAGCCAAGCUAUCUGUCUCCACAGUCAGAGCAAUGAUUGCCAGUAAACGUCCAACGCAGUUACAAGUUGCCCAAUGGGACUUCGACACUCAAUGUAUUCGUCUUGUAAACGGUCCUAACCAAUAUGAAGGUCGAGUGGAAAUCUUAGUUAACGGUCACUACCACGCAGUCUGUUCAGAUGGUUGGGAUAAUGUUGAAGCCAACGUUGUGUGUGGCCAACUGGGAUAUUCCACUGGGCAAGCAACUUCAGGAAACCGAUGGGGCUACAACAAGAAACCGUACGUUAUCAGCAAAAUAGGAUGUACAGGCAAGGAACGAUACAUUCAAGAUUGUUCUCGGUAUAAUGUUGGAACAACAUACCGAGGUGGAUAUUGCCCCAGUUACCGAUAUGCUGGAGUCAAGUGCAAUCCAGGUGUUCGGUUUACUAGAAAUGGUUCACCAACAACCAGCCCCAAUGGCUACCUACAAGUGUAUGACAGUUCAACUAAACGAUGGGGUCCUGUCUGUGGCGGAUCGGUCUGGGGUAACAGACAGCGAACAGAUGCCUGCCAACAAGCUGGGUUUGGCCCUACAUAUCCUGUUUUUAACCGAUUUUUUGCAAGAAAGACUGCAAGUGGGCCUCAAACCAGUGCUCGUUGCCUCAGCAGCACAAACAAGCAAACUGACUGCAACCAGGGUGUUCAGUGGGGAGCAUCUACUUGUGCAAGAAGCACUGACAAUCUGUACAUCAGCUGUCAAAAACCAAUCCGUAUUGUUGGUCGCAAUCAAUAUGAAGGUCGAGUGGAGGUAUUCAACCGAGGUGUGUGGGGCACAGUGUGUGACACGUAUUGGGACACCAAUGAUGCUCGAGUCGUGUGCAGGCAGCUGGGGUACAACUAUGGAGGUACAGCAUAUAGCCGUGCGCGCUAUGGUCGAGGCCGUGGUCCAGUCUGGCUUGACAGAAUGAGCUGCUAUGGCAAUGAACGAGCUAUCACAGACUGCAAACACAGUGGGUUUGGGCAAACAAGUUGCUCUCACAACAGAGAUGCAUCAGUUCGUUGCUACACAUCACCUGUCAUCAAAACUCCAAUCUUUGCAGUAGCAACAGAUGCAACAGUUCCAGUACUGGUAGGCUUUCCUGGUACCCGUCAAAAAUUCUCACUGCAAUAGACUUUUGAACAUGAAACCCUUCAUUUUGAAUCAAUGUUAAACACAGUAGUGACAGUUAAAUGAUUAGUCAAUUGUCAUGAUUUCUAUUAGUAAGUUCAUGUUAACUAGAGUCCAUUAUUACACAAAUAAAUUCUGGUGUGUGUAUGUCUGUCUGUCUAUCAAGCCUACGUGCAAGUUCUAUUACAAUAUUGAUUUAGAUAAUAAUCAUAAUACAA